AUGGCGCCAACAAGGUUGGCAUCUAAGUCUGUAAAUAUUAGUCAGAAUAUGAACGGCAUCAUGAGCCAUGGCAUCACGACGAGGAGUAAGCAAUUAGCUACUCUGAAAUCUUACAAAGACAGCUUAAAGGCGCCAAACAAGAGAAAAGCUGAUAGCCCUUUAAAAGAUGUUACUGCUAAAAGAGCUGCUUUUGGAGACUUAACAAACGCAUUCAACAAAUCCUCGGGUAACGAAAAAUGCAUGACACUUAAAAAGGUGACUGUGGAAGGGAAAAUACUUCCAGCUGUUAAGACCAUCAAACCACACACAGCAGUCAAUGGCAAAACAUUAAAGGGCAGACAGUUGCAAAAAGUAGCUGCAAAUGCCAUAGAGAGUGUGCAGAAACACUUUGUUAAGGAUCUACCCAAACCUAUUGCCACUCGGGCACAAAAUGGCAUUCUUAAAAAUAUUGUUCGUAAGUCAUUAGACAAGGAAAAUCAGAAUCAAAGUCAGAGCUCUUCAGCUAAAUCUGCUAGAAGUGAUGUUUCAGAGGCUUCACUUUAUACCACGGCUUUGGAGAAUAACAGUAGCACAUACGAAACAAAGGAGGAAUAUAAGGCAAUCAGCGAGAAACUAGACAAAGUAAAUUUGGAUGACUCGGACUGCAGGUCUCUGGAUGAGGAGGUGGACAUCCCACACCGAGUGCCUGCUGGUGUUAUUGACUUUGACAAGGAAAACUGGAAUGACCCCUACCAAGUAUCUUGCUACGCUAUGGACAUCUUCAACUACUUGCAAAGCAGAGAACCUCUCUUCCCCAUCGAUGACUAUCUUACGCGGAUAAAGGGAAUCACAGCGUGGAUGCGAGCCCUACUCGUUGACUGGAUGGUGGAAGUUCAGGAGAGCUUUGAACUGAACCAUGAGACAUUAUACCUCGCCGUUAAACUCGUUGACUUAUUCUUGACUCGCUCGAGUCGGAAAUUGCCAGAAAGGGAACAUUUGAAUAAGGAAGAGCUACAGCUGUUGGGUGCAUCUGCCCUAUUUAUCGCUUCUAAGUUCGACGAACGGAUCCCGCCACUUGUGGACGACUUUCUGUACAUCUGUGACGGAGCCUACACGCUGAAUCAAUUAAUCAAGAUGGAGAUCAAAAUUGUGAAGACGAUCGACUUUGACCUCGGCAUUCCUCUCUCCUACAGGUUCCUGAGAAGAUACGCUCGGUGCGCCCGAGUCUCAAUGCCGACCCUGACCCUGGCUCGGUUCAUCUUGGAGCAAUGCCUAUUGGAAUACAGCUUGGUGUCUCUGUCGGAUAGCAAGAUGGCGGCGGCUGCGCUCUAUGUGGCGCUGCGGAUGAAGAAUGUCUCCCAGUGGACUCCCACGCUGCAGCAUUACACUGGCUACGCCCUCUCAGAGAUUCUUCCGAUCGCUCUCCUCCAAAACGCAGUUCUGCACAAGAAGCCAAAGUCCGCGAUCAGCACAGUACGGAACAAGUACUCGCACUCGAUAUUCUUCGAAGUGGCCAAGUUGCCCUUAGUUGACGAUGCUCUUUUGACCAGCUGA
Messenger RNA from Pieris macdunnoughi, 1533 nucleotides. Lineage: Eukaryota; Metazoa; Arthropoda; Insecta; Lepidoptera; Pieridae. The record is from the annotation of a GenBank genome assembly.